AUAUUUCAUUGUUUUGUAGUCGCUCUCUAUAUUUAGAUAUCCAUUUUCUCACGUUUUAUAAAUUAUUUUACACAUUUACAGAUAUUAUUGUAGAUAGUAUAAAUAACUCUUACACAUCAAUUUUAUUUAUAUAAGUGAAUAUGGGGCGGAAACCACAGUCAAAGCCAAAUGAAAAAGAAAACAAAUUUAAUCAGCUUAAACGAAAAGAACUUUCAAAUAUUGUGCAGAGGCUGUUAAAUUUAACAACAGUAUUUUAUGGAACGGGUAAUGCGACCAAAGUUUGGGAUCAUCACAAAGAAAUUGAUCCCCUUAUCAAGGAAAUUACUAAUUUGGAAAUUUCCCCAAAAAAGCCGCAAAUAGUGUCACGACAAGCCAAUAUAGAAAAGUAUGUCAAUUGGUUAAAAGAGAAUGGAGCAGAAUUUGAAGGUGUCGAAAUAGCUGAAUUUGCUGGCUAUGAUCUCGGCUUGAAAGCACUUAAAGAGUUUCAGGAAGAUUCCCUAAUCCUGACUAUACCGCAAAAAGUUAUGAUGACUGAAAAGGAUGCACAUAAAUCAGAGCUGUCGGAGUUCAUAAAGCGAGAUCCGUUGAUGCAAAAUAUGCCCAAUGUGACAUUGGCACUCUUUCUGCUACUUGAGAAAAGUAAACCAGAUUCAUUUUGGAAACCAUACAUUGAUACUCUGCCGGAGAAAUAUUCAACUGUUCUGUAUUAUGAUUUGGAAGAAUUUGCUGAACUGAAGCCAUCACCAACAUUUGAGUCAUCACUGAAACUGUUCACAAAUAUAGCGAGACAAUAUGCAUACUUUUGGCACAAAAUCAACAAACCAGAUGUACCUGUUUUGAAAAGUUUGCAGGAUAUAUUUACUUUUGAGAAUUACAGAUGGGCGGUGUCAACAGUGAUGACGCGGCAGAAUCACAUACAGCUUGCUGACCAAAGCACUACGGCGUUCAUACCUCUGUGGGACAUGUGCAAUCAUGAACAAGGAAAGAUAACGACAGAUUUCAACAAAGAUCUGAACCGAGGCGAGUGUUACGCGCUGCGAGAUUUCAAUGCGGGAGAUCAAAUCUUCAUUUUCUACGGCCUGAGAUCUAAUGCUGAUCUGUUUCUGCAUAAUGGUUUUGUGUACCCAAACAACGAAUACGAUUCUCUUUCCCUGGCUCUGGGAGUGAGCAACAGCGACCCCUUACGAGAGGCUAAAAUGACGCUACUGAAGAAACUGGGCCUCGCAAAUCUGACGCAUUACAAGUUGUAUAAGAAAGAAAACCCAAUCAGCCCCGAAUUGCUGUCGUUUAUACGGAUAUUUAAUAUGAAUAAAGAGGAACUGGAGAAAUGGAUGCAAAACGGUCUACCCGGUGACUUGGUGUCUUCAGAAGUGGUUAGUGCAGAAGAAGUUGGUGUUGAUAUCGAUGGUCGUUCUUACAAAUAUCUGCUGACUCGAUGUGAACUGUUAAUGGCGGCUUAUAAGAAAUUGGAGAACAAGGAAGAGGCUGCUAAUUUGAAUAGGAAGAAUAUAAAACUCCUCAAGGACUGUGAAGUACAAAUGUUAGAGUGUGCCAUCAAGUACUUGAAUUCUGUUUUAGAAACACUCCCACCGAAGAAAGAAAAUAGUUAAAUUAGUAAAUCGAUUAUUAAUAUAAGAAUUAAUCAUGUAAUAAUUUUUAUUAUGUCGAAUUUAAUAUUUUUUAACAAAUCAUAGCAGUAUUCUUUUACAAAUUUUUUUUGUUACCUUUUAUGUGUAAUGCUGGCAUUUUGUUACUUUAUUGUGUGACUGCUUUAUGAAUUUUUAAUAUACAUGUUGUUUUAAUAA
Molecule: messenger RNA, 1805 nt
Organism: Colias croceus (clouded yellow)
Lineage: Eukaryota; Metazoa; Arthropoda; Insecta; Lepidoptera; Pieridae
Gene: Setd3
Product: actin-histidine N-methyltransferase
Exons: 9
Coding region: 141-1610 (489 amino acids)
Biological process (GO): peptidyl-lysine trimethylation; actin modification; positive regulation of transcription by RNA polymerase II
Molecular function (GO): protein-L-histidine N-tele-methyltransferase activity; histone H3K4 methyltransferase activity; transcription coactivator activity
Source: RefSeq, a predicted model, not a curated record